UUCUUAACCGCUCCCUCCAUGUUGAGUUACACAAACGUAUGGGGAGUGUAGGUAGUCAUGUCUAUUGAGACGAGGUCGAACUCAGCUCUCUUUAAAAGAGCUGAACAAUUGAAACGUUGGGAAGAAUCAGAAACGAACCGUGUGCCUGGAACACCAAACAGGAAGAAAAAGAAGAUACAAUUUUCUGCGGGAUGUGUGUUUUUAGCUGCGUGUGCUGCCGGAGACAAGGAAGAGGUUCUCCGUUUGCUACAGAAAGGGGCAGACAUAGAUACAGCGAACGUAGAUGGGCUGACGGCGUUACAUCAGGCUUGCAUAGAUGACAAUCUCGAUAUGGUGGAGUUCCUAGUAGAGCAUGGUGCCGAUGUUAACAGAGGUGACAAUGAAGGUUGGACUCCACUCCACGCCACAGCCUCGUGUGGUUUCAUCAGCAUAGCUAAGUACCUGAUAGAACACGGUGGGAAUGUUGCAGCUGUCAACAAUGAUGCUGAACUUCCAGUUGACAUCGCUGAAUCAGAUGAAAUGGAGGAAAUGCUUCAACAGAAUAUUGAAGCUAAAGGUAUUGAUUGUGAUGAAGCCCGUAAUGAGGAAGAACGAAUGAUGUUGGAAGAUGCUAAAGCUUGGCUCAAUAGUGGUUUCUUUGAUGAUGAACCACAUCCAAAAACUGGUGCAAGAGCAUUGCAUGUUGCUGCUGCUAAGGGUUACAUCAAAGUUAUGAGAGUUCUACUCCAAGGAGGUGCAGAUGUAAAUGUGCAAGACUUUGAUGGCUGGACACCCCUCCAUGCUGCAGCACAUUGGGGCCAAAAAGAAGCAUGUGAAAUGCUGGUGGAAAAUUUCUGUGAUAUGGAAAUGAAGAACUAUGUGGGUCAAACAGCCUUUGAUAUUGCUGACCCUGACAUGAUCCCAGUUCUUGAGGAACUGCAGAAGAGACAAGCUGCAAUGCAGAGAGAUCAUGCUGCAAACAACGCAAUUUUGCAGAAGAAGGGGACCAACAAUUCCAAGAGAAGGUCAUCCAUCACCCGAAUGUCAGUAGCUGACAAGUCAAACCUCAUAAAUAAAGAUGCAUCAUCUGAACGUCAGAUUCUGGACCAGUCAAUUUCAGAAGAAGAUAGCACCAACAAAAUGCUGAAAGUAAAAGUGGAAAUUGAACCAGUAUCUGACAAAGAAGAUACAAGUGAACACUCUGAUGUCAGUGAAGUUGAGGAUCAAGAACAGUCCAGUGACUCCAGUGACUCUUCAGAUGAUACUGAAACUUCUAAUGGUAGUGAAACACAAAGUAGUGUUAAUAGUGCAGAGGAGAAGAAAAACAAGGCUAACAGGGAUGAUACUGCCAAAACAAGCAGCAUAGAAACCAACAAAUUAGUUCCUAACAGUCCGUCCAUGCCGUCUAACUUGCCACAGGAAAUAGAUGACCCUUCAAGAUGGCGAAGGCCUGGUUCUUUACGAAGCCGGGGAGCAAAUGGUGAGGAGGAUAUUACGAAUAAAACUAUACCUGGUAAUGUUGAGAAGGAAAAUCAGAAGGUUUCCACACCAACAGGUACUGUGAACCGCACCAUUGUGGAUAAACCAGAAGUCUCUGUUCGGAGAACCCGUAGUUUUGAAGCUGAUGAGAAGUUUUAUCCCAAAUACUUGGAGUUAAAAGCGAGAAUAAAAGCUGGUUCAUGCCCUACGUUACACUCGUCCUCAGAUUCUGCCCUUCCGACACGUUCUGCAUCACUACGAGACAAGUGUGAUUCAAGGGGUAUUAAAAAAGAAGCUGAUGAUGCUGUUUCCCCAGUAUCAGAUAUCUUGAAUGCUGUUACAACAGGAACAACCACAAUAACCACUCACACCUCACCAACGAGGCAAUCUCUUCCUGUAGCCAACAGUCCCUUACCAACUAACCAAGUUAGAAGUUUCAGUCCUCCAAAGGACAGUGCUGCCAGCACUUGUCCUCCAACACCACCUACACCCACAACACCCGGUGGGAGUAAGCUAAGCCCAGGGAACAUCUUUAAAAAUUUUUUCAAAUCCUUUGUCCCACCUGUUCGUGAUGAGGAAUCAGAAACGCAAAGGAAAGCACAUGCAAAACGUGUUCGUGAAACACGACGAUCCACUCAAGGUGUCACUUUAGAAGAAAUAAAGUCUGCAGAGCAGCUGGUAAAACGAAAAAAUCAGCAGCAGCUUCAACAAGCAACACAGCAAUUGAGCAAUAAUGAACAGCUUCCUGCUGUUACUAACUCACCAUCAAUUACUGCAACAAUAACUACAGCAAGCCCAACAGUGCCUUCAAAGAGUGUGGCAACAGGUGGAAAAGAAGAGGAAGUACACCAAGAGCGACGACCCUCUUGGAGGCUUAGGGUUGAUAACGGUGACAGGAAUAAGUUUCUAUUGGAAGAUGCACGUAGCAAAAGUACUCCAAAUGACACGGCUGCUACAACGUAUGUUAGGAGGACAUCGGGAAGUACUCCAGUGCGACCAUCCUCUGCACCAGUUGACCCAUCAUCUGUCGAUACUACUGUAACAAUAGCACUUAGGCGACAAUCGAAGCCACCAGACGACAGAGAUCAAGAUAAGGAGAAUGACAUCAGAAAUGCACAAGCAACCCAAGGUGUGAUACAAAGGCGGCGGCGACCGAAGCGCAGGUCAACUGGUGUUGUGCACGUAGACAUGGAUGAAAUUGAUCCUGAUCGUCAAGAUGCCCUAACUGGAGGGGAGACACUUGACAUUGCGAAAGGUGCAAAUGAUGAGAGUGGAGGAUCUCCACAGUCGUCACGACUUAGUUCACCUGCAGCAGACUCCCCUAUUAAUUCUCGACAUUCGUCCACUCUUUUGCCGCAUGAGGCAAGUGAAAAUGGUGAAAUUGACUACAAAAAGCUCUAUGAAGCCUUACUGUUGGAGAAUGAAAGGAUAAAAGAGAAAUUACAGAAGACUGAGGAGGCUUUGAAUGAAGCCAGGGUGCAGAUUUCAAGCAGUUCUAUACCUCCACCAAAGAAUUCACUAUCGGAGAUGGAGAAACGUGAAAGGAGAGCAAUGGAAAGGAAACUCUCGGAAAUGGAAGAAGAACUGAAACUAUUGGAGCAGUUCAGGAGUGAAAAUCAGAAACUGAAAGAUGAGAAUGGUGCCUUGAUUAGGGUGAUCAGUAAGUUAUCAAAGUGAUUGAUCAGUUGAAACAGAAGCUCACAAGCUGUGUUGGAAAUGAAUAAUUUAUUAAAGCUAGUGGAAUAUGCAGCAUUUCUCUGUUAUGUAGGAUGUAUUUAUUUCAGAAAAACUAUACAUUCAGUGAUUUAAGGGAUUCUUUGUAGUUAUUUAGGAACUAGAUUUGUUUUCCUCACCUCAUCUGUAAUUCAUUUCUUAAUUUAUUAUUCAUUUUGCAGUAUUAUAACUAAAGUAUUUUGCACUGAAUUACUCAGAUAUAAAGUUAAUGCUUUGCUUUGAAAUAGAGAAGAAACUUUAUCAAAGUUUUGUGAAGCUGAAAGUGGAGGAUUGAGCUCAAUUUCGUAAUUUUGAUAAAAUUUUUGAGCUCACUCUCCGGCCAUGUGUAUGUGUGGAAGUUUAUCAACAAGAAGGAACAUAAAAAUAGUUUAAAUGUUCAAAAUGCAGAUGUAUUGUAAACAUUGUAUGUGUAAUUGCUGUCUUAAAAAAAGUUACGUUUUAAAAUAUACUUCAGUUUGUUCACACAUUUUAAUUACCUUUUACAAAAAUGGCUUAAUGAGAGAGUCCUCCAAAAUUUAUGUUGUAUAUACGUGCAUCUUUAUGAAAACCUGUUGGGUGUUUUAUAUGCAUAUAAAGUUGCCAACUGCUGUAUUGUUUUAAGUUUGAAACAUCUUUUUUUUUUCUAGUCCUCGUUAUAUCAGUGAAUGUCAAGUGUAAAUUAAUUUUGUAAUGUAAAUUGUUUUACAAUUUCCCUAUUUAAAGCAUAUCAUGUGUAGGUCAUUAAAACAUGUUAAGAUGUAUCAUUUUCUAUUGAUGUUUACUAAUAUUGUUGUGAUGUUGUUGCAUCCAUGAUAUUUAAUUACCAAGUCUUCAGAAGGAAACUUGUAAUUCAGGCUUUGUCUGCUGUUUGCUAAGUUGAAUUUUAUAGUUCAUUUUAUUCAUGGAUUGUAUAUUUGUAUUAAAAUUUAGUAAAUAAUUUUAUUGGUAUGUUAUGCAUGAAUGUUUCAGUUACCUUGGUGCUAAAUCCAUUACAGGUUUUUACACAGUUCUGUUAUUACCACAGAACGAUGAGCUAUCAGCAAAUAACUGUGAAAAUGUUUUAGAUACCUGUGUUGAAUGUCUAUUCGUCUGAUAACAACAGAUACUUAAGUAGACAAUGAAGUCUCCUAUUUUCGUCUGGUCUGUUAAAUUAGUCCGAUGGAGGUCUCAGCACGUGACAAAUGGGUGGAACAACCUUUUCAUAUUCUGUUGAAUCUGUUAUCAGAAUAAUUUUAUGCACUGGAAAAUUUCUGCCAUUGUCUGUGUAAAAGUGCCUUGUUUGCUUGUAAUAUUUGAAAUGAAAUGUACAUUUUUAUAGUAAAACAUCACUAGAACUUCUAAAUAAAACACUUCUUUAUGUUUACAUAAAGGAAUUGAUUUCAACUUAA
Messenger RNA from Schistocerca gregaria, 4559 nucleotides. RefSeq names its product protein phosphatase 1 regulatory subunit 12C (gene Mbs). Gene Ontology annotation, biological process: signal transduction. The transcript has 23 exons. The record is from RefSeq and is a predicted model, not a curated record. Lineage: Eukaryota; Metazoa; Arthropoda; Insecta; Orthoptera; Acrididae. Bases 58 to 3135 code for a protein of 1025 amino acids. Gene Ontology annotation, molecular function: phosphatase regulator activity; enzyme inhibitor activity; protein kinase binding. Gene Ontology annotation, cellular component: cytoplasm.